GGGUCGCGGCCUCACGGUGCCCACGGUUGUUAUGGAAACCGCGUGCAUGGCGGUGCCUAGACAGGUGUCCAACCGCGGUGUGCUGCGCGAGGAGGCGGGGGGUUCCGCGGACUCGUCGGUCACUGCGCGGACGCCCGUGCCCCCAGUGUCGCCCGGGUCCCUAGAAAGGCUUGUGUCGCCCGCACAGGUCACCGAGUCGCCGGGGAAGAACCUGUGGGAGCAGAUCUGCGAGGAGUAUGAAGCUGAGCUACCUACCCUUCCAGAAGGAUAUAAAGUGAAACAGGAAGCUGCUGUUACAGUGAGCUCGGUCACUCCAUUGGAGGAACUGGUUCCUCAUGGCUUCAACAUGGAGCACUACUUUCCAGUGCACUCGUUCCCAGUGGUGCCUCCUGUGCCUUGUCCUCCCAAGAAGACAGAGACGGUGGAGCCCAAGACCUGUUCCCCCAGAGAUUAUCUGGAAAUGUUCAUCUUUCCAGUUCUGCUCCCUGGAAUGGCCAACCUGCUUCACCAAGCAAAAAGAGAAAAGUGUUUUGAGAGGAAGAGAACCAAGUUCAUUGCCUGCGACUUCCUAACUGAGUGGCUGUACAACCAGAAUCCAAAGAGGGCAGGGGAGCCGUUCACGGAAUUCUUCUCCAUUCCGUUUGUAGAGGAACGGCUCAGGCACCACCCCCGGCCACCAAUCCCCCUGUCCCUGUUACUGACAGAAGAAGAAGCAGCAAUCAUCAUCCAGUCCUUCUGGAGAGCCUAUCUGGUUCGCUGUGACCCUGAGAUUCAGGAGCUGCGGCAGUGGCAGAAGAAGCUUCGUGAGGACAAGCACAUCCGCCAGCGUGUGAAGAUCUUCUGGGCCAAACAAGAGCAGAAAUUGAAAUGUAAAAUGGACGAUGAGGAAGUGCCUGCUGCCUCUGGACCACCUCCUUAACUGACGCCAGUCCUUCCACGCCCAAACUGCACAUUCCCUUAGUGUGGUGGACACAGAACCUUCUCACACAGACCGGGUUUGUUCCAGACGAGCUUAAGCGCAGUUUAGGAAAGCGUCCCUUAGCUUCCUGCCUUACCCCAAAUGCUACUUUUCCACCCGCUUCUCCACUGUGUCAGGAGGACCCUUCUGAGCCGCUGCCACAGUUGACGUGCCUAGUGAUGAUGUCCUUGUCACCAGUUUUCCCACUUUCGCCAAGGCCCGUAUUUUAAUUUAUCUCAAAUCUCUGCGUUAGUUCUGUCUUGGUUUUGUCGUUGAAUUAACACGAGGCAAGGCUUGAGAACUGAGCUGUGUUUCCAGCUCAAGAAGAGACAGUCAUUGCAAAGGAUUUCCACCGUCAAAGCCCCAGAAGUGUUACAGCAGCGUCCGCUUAACUUAAUGGUCUUCAUCUGUCUAUGGCCGCUGCUCAACAGGAUUCUCUCAUCUGAAAGGCCCCAGACACAGGAAAGCCUCCUUGGUGGUAUAGGACUGUUUGACAAGCUACCACACAUCUUAGGUAAAUAGUAAAGCCUUUAUUUUCUUGUUAAGAACAGCAUUUUGAAAAUAAAACCUAUCUGCCCAUGCUUAACAA
This is a messenger RNA of Peromyscus eremicus (cactus mouse), 1547 nucleotides long. It is a transcript of the gene Iqck, whose product is annotated as IQ motif containing K. NCBI's taxonomy places the organism in Eukaryota, Metazoa, Chordata, Mammalia, Rodentia, Cricetidae. Bases 32 to 919 code for a protein of 295 amino acids. Gene Ontology annotation, molecular function: protein binding. The transcript has 9 exons. The record is from RefSeq and is a predicted model, not a curated record.